Messenger RNA from Antechinus flavipes (yellow-footed antechinus), 7115 nucleotides. RefSeq names its product adenylate cyclase 7 (gene ADCY7). Lineage: Eukaryota; Metazoa; Chordata; Mammalia; Dasyuromorphia; Dasyuridae. Gene Ontology annotation, molecular function: adenylate cyclase activity. The coding region runs from base 946 to 4209 and encodes 1087 amino acids. Gene Ontology annotation, biological process: adenylate cyclase-activating G protein-coupled receptor signaling pathway; adenylate cyclase-inhibiting G protein-coupled receptor signaling pathway; intracellular signal transduction. The record is from RefSeq and is a predicted model, not a curated record. The transcript has 26 exons. Gene Ontology annotation, cellular component: plasma membrane.
UAUUUUCAGUGGGGAAGACUGAAAUACUGUUUCAGAAGUUCAGGUCUUUGGCAAUAUGAUAAUUAGGAUGGGGGCAGUAGGAACAGAGAAGAAAGGAGUGAAGUCGAUAUGAAAGUGAAAUCAGCAGAAUAUAGAACAUUCAAGGCUUUUUGCUACCCAGAGGGAGCAACAUUUUGAGGUAGCCAGAGUUUGCGCGUUUGCUUUUUAUUUCAGCUGUCUCUCUGUAAGGGCCUUAUUUCUUUUGAGCAGUUUAAAACCAGAAUCUGGCCACAGCAUUAAGGGCUCUGCUUCUUUCUGAGUGUGGUCCCCCGGGGCCCCUUGAUCUGGGGGUUCCAGGCCCUCUUGAAGCGCCCUUUUGACCACUGGGGCUGCAGCGCGUACCCUGAGAGGCUUGUUCUGAGUUGAUGUGGAGAGCAGUAGCAGGAAGUUGUGGGUUCCAGAAGGGAUUCACUUUAAGCAGCCCAGGGAAAGAAAUUUCUGCAUGUGUGAACCCAGUGACUCAGUUUUGUUGAGAAGGGAGACUGGGAUUGAAGAAGGCCGAAGUCUUUCUUGUUUCCUUGGGAGACAGCAGUUAGGUAGAGAAAAGAGAAGAGGAUGAAAAUGAAAAAUAAAAGUUGUUAACAUCUAUCAAGUGACAUUUGCAGCUUCAGUUCAGUCAACAGGAGCCUGCUGGAGAGAUGGUUAGAAGUACCUGAGACCAAUUAAAGGUGCUCCAGUCUGUAGCAGGGAGUGAGGUCUGUGCUGGCUCCUCAGCCCUUCCCUCCAAGCACUGUACUUAAAGACAUUCCUUCUUUCCCUCAGCCUCUUUGUCCUUGGUUCCCAGGAACUGCUUCAGGUUGUGGUGCAAGUUGAGACUGACCAAUGUACCUGGGGCAGCAGGGCUCCUUUUUUCUUCCUGAAACCCCUUUUGAACAGUGGAAGAAGACGACACCUGGUUGAGAAAGGAUGCCCACCAAGGGGAAAUACUUCCUCAAUGAGGAUGAGGAGUGGAAGAGCAAAGAUUCCCGCUAUGAGCAGUUCCACCACAUGAGCCAACACUACCCUCUCCUGCUCAUCUUCCUUUCUAUUGCUAUCAUCUUCUCAGUCAUCCUCAUCGUUCUUGCCUUCUUCCAUGGGAACCGCCUCGCACACCAACCCUUCCUGGUGACGGCAUUCAUGACGCUUAUUCUGUUUGCAAUCAUUUAUGCGCUGGUAUACAUCGAGUGCCUCUUUCAGAAAUGGCUCAAAUUCUUUGCUGUGAUCAUCUGGAUUUGCUUCUUGACCCUGGGUUUCGUCUUAAUCUUCGACUCAAGGGAUGAGAAAACCUAUGUGUGGGAGCAGGUACCCUUCUUUCUCUUCAUCAUCUUCACUGUGUAUACCAUGCUGCCUUUUGAGAUGAAGGAGGCCAUUGUGGUGAAUGUCCUGUCUACCCUGUCUCAUCUGCUCGUGCUAGGUUUCCGGGCUGAGGUGUUCACGGCGGCGCUCCGCUUACCGGUAGUGCUCCAGUUGCUGGCAAACACCACCAUUUUCCUUUGUGGGAACUUGAUGGGUGCCUUUCACAAGUCCCAAAUGCAAGAUGCAUCCAAGGACCUCUACAUCUACACCCUUAAGUACAUCCAGAUCCGAAGGAAACUGAAGAUCAAGAAGCGUCAGCAGGAGAACCUGCUGCUCUCAGUAUUGCCAGCUCAUAUUUCCAUGGGAAUGAAGCUGGCCAUCAUUGAGCGGCUCAAGGAGAACAAUGACAGACGCAGUAUGCCUGACAACAACUUCCACAGCCUUUAUGUCAAGCGGCACCAGAAUGUGAGCAUCCUGUAUGCCGACAUCGUGGGCUUCACCCGUCUGGCCAGCGACUGUUCCCCGAAGGAGCUUGUGGUGAUGCUGAACGAGCUCUUUGGGAAGUUUGACCAGAUAGCCAAGGAAAACGAGUGUAUGAGGAUCAAGAUUUUGGGGGAUUGCUAUUACUGUGUUUCUGGUUUGCCAGUGUCCUUACCAACUCACGCGAGGAACUGUGUGAAGAUGGGACUUGACAUGUGUGAAGCCAUCAAGCAAGUGAGGGAAGCCACAGGUGUAGACAUCAACAUGAGAGUGGGCAUUCACUCUGGAAAUGUGCUCUGUGGGGUCAUCGGUCUUCGAAAGUGGCAGUAUGAUGUGUGGUCCCAUGAUGUCUCCUUGGCCAACCGGAUGGAGUCAGCUGGGGUCCCUGGCCGGGUGCAUAUCACUGAAGCCACAUUAAAUCAUCUGGACAAAGCAUAUGAAGUGGAGGAGGGGAAUGGAAAGGAGAGAGACCCUUACCUGAAGGAGAUGAACAUUCAGACCUACCUGGUCAUAGACCCUCGGUCCCGGCAACAGCAGCCGGUCAGCCAGCACCUCCCAAAGCCGAGAGCCAACGAUGCCCUGAAGAUGCGGGCCUCUGUCCGAAUGACCCGCUACCUGGAGUCCUGGGGGGCCGCCCGGCCCUUUGCAUCUCUCAAUCACAGGGAGAGUCUGAGCACGGACAUCCUCAUCCCCAAAGUGAAGCGACCAAAGGCAAUCCCCUUGCGGCGUCACAGGGAUGCGGACAGAAAUGCGUCUCCAAAGGGGAAAGCUGAGGAGGACACCUACGAUGAAGAGCUGAUGUUGGCCAUUGAAGGUCUCAGCUUGGCCAGACCCUGCUGCUGCGGGAAUUCUGAAGACUUCUACACCAUUGGAACGUUCUUUGUGGAGAAGAACUUUGAGAAGGAGUACCGAACAAUGCCGGUCCCCAGGGUCCGCAAUUACUUUGCUUGUGCCGCCCUUGUCUUCUGCUCUCUCUUGCUGGUCCACGUCUUAGUCAUACGCACGACUGCAGAAAUGGGGAUCUCCUUUGGGAUUGUGGCCGCCAUGAUAGUGCUGGCCUUGGGGGCGUGUUUUGCGGAUGAUGUCCUGAAGUGCUGCCGAGAUCAGUCCGGCCUUCGCCUCCUUAGGACCCUCUCCCAGAAGGUGGAGACCGAGCCUCUGCUGAGACUGUCCUUGGCUGUCCUGACCAUUGGUGGCCUGCUGACCGUGGCCAUCGUGAAUCUGUUACUGACACCGCCUCAGCAGUCCUGUGCGCACUUCACUGAGCCGAGUCGUGAGGACAGCACCCCUAGCCAGUGUUCUGUCCUUCCGUACUACGCCUACAGCUGUAUCCUGGCCUUCAUCGCCUGCUCCAUGUUCCUGCGGAUGAGCCUGGAGCUGAAGGUGCUGAUGCUGACGGCCUCGGGCAUCUUCUACCUGGUGGUCUUUAACACUUACAUCAAUGGGAGCCCAGAGGCAGAUGACAUCGGGCCCAGGAACACCACUCUCAACAGCAGUUCCCCCUCCUACCUAGGCUCCUCCAGUGUCUCAACUUCACGAUUCAUGAAAGAUCUGAAAAUAAUGAUCAAUUUUUACCUGUUCCUGUUUUAUUUUACCCUUAUCUUGCUGUCAAAACAGAUCGAUUAUUACUACCGCCUGGACUAUCUGUGGAAGAACAAGUUUAAGAAAGAACAGGAAGAAUUUGAAACCAUGAAGAAUGUGAAUCAUCUCCUGCUGGAGAACGUCCUCCCUACUCAUGUGGCCGAGCAUUUCAUUGGGGACAAGCUCACUGAGGACUGGUAUCACCAAUCUUACGACUGUGUCUGCGUCAUGUUUGCAUCUGUGCCCGAUUUCAAAGUGUUCUACACCGAGUGUGACGUCAACAAGGAGGGCCUCGAGUGCUUGAGGCUCCUAAAUGAGAUCAUCGCGGACUUUGAUGAGCUACUGCUGAAGCCAAAAUUCAGUGGGGUGGAGAAGAUCAAGACUAUCGGUAGCACCUACAUGGCAGCUGCUGGGCUCAGCCUCACCCCUGGGCAGGAGAAUAACCAGGAUCAGGAGCGCCAGCAUGCCCACAUAGGCAUCAUGGUGGAGUACAGCAUUGCUCUGAUGAACAAGCUAGAUGGCAUCAACAGGCACUCCUUUAACACCUUUCGGCUCCGGGUUGGCAUCAACCAUGGGCCGGUCAUAGCUGGGGUGAUUGGUGCACGCAAACCUCAGUAUGACAUCUGGGGAAACACAGUCAAUGUUGCCAGUCGAAUGGAGAGCACUGGAGAACUUGGGAAAAUCCAGGUUACUGAGGAGACCAGUACCAUCCUCCAGAAGCUGGGCUAUUCUUGUGAAUGCCGGGGACUGAUCAAUGUCAAAGGCAAAGGAGAGCUAAGAACUUACUUUGUCUGUACAGAUACCACUAAGUUCCAAGGUAUGGGGCUAAACUGAGGAAUUCCACUGGAUUGUAAGGUUCACUUACUUUGCCUUUCUUACACAAGCAGAGGAUCGAUGGCUUGGCCCUUGGAACUUUGGUGACAAGCAGAAAAAGCUACCAUCUCCCGGGCUUGCUUUAAAGAAUUUCUCCUCUCUUGGCCGUGAGACUCUACUUUUAGUCUAAGCCAACUACAGUGCUGAAACUUUGAGAAAGAACUUUCUAAAAGAAACUUUGAGAAAGAACUCCAGGAGCGAGGCAUCAAGCUGCCAAUGGCAUGGGAGAUAGCAAGCUUCUGGCGUUCUUGCUACAGACCUUGUAGAGCUGUUCCUGGGCAGAAGGCAGGAGUUUGGAUUGUUAACUGUACCUGGAAACUGUUACAUCAUAGAGUGCCAUCUAGUGACUUCUUGGCAACAAUGAGACUCUUUUUAUAGAAACUUUGACAUAUAGUCAGUUCCUGUUAUCUAAUGUCACUUUAAAAUGGAUUUUCUGUUGGGCUUGGGAUGGGCCCUCGACUCUAUUCUGGUUACCUAUGGAGGAAUCACUUCUGUGAAAGAACUAUGGGAAUGAAUACCAAUUGACUUUCUUAGUUAAUAACAGGGCCAGACCUAGAUCGUGGUUUGAGAUCCCUAUUAGUUCCACAUGUCACAGAUAAAACCUUUGUUGGGGGAUGGGGAUGACUCAAAACCCCCCAAAACCCUAAAGGCAUUUUCUUUCAUUUCUAGAUUUUAAACAAUGGAGUGUGUUUAUAAGGAAACAUUACUGAAGAUAAUUACUAACUGUUCCUAUUUGCUGUUUUUCUGUUUCCCCUGUUCUCGUGAAUUUGUUCUAAAUGGAUUUGUUGUUAUUGGGACAUUUUAAAAGAUUUUCUCAGUGCUGGAAGAAUUAAUUUGUUAGUCUGUCAUCUGUCUUCUUAAACUGACUGAAAAGCCCAAGAAAUCAAUGCCAUGACUUUUGUGUUCUUAGUACUUGUUCUGGGCAUCGAAUAGAGUCACCUUGGCUCUAAAAUCAAAUUUUCUCUGCAAGCAUUUUCAGUUUGGUUCUCUGAAGAAGGUAGAAGGUUAAAAAAAAAAAAAAGCCUUUUUUUUGGGGGGGGGUUGGUAAAUUAGAUUCAAUCUCUUACCCCUCAUUUAUUAUAUGGGUAUUAGACUUAUUAAACAUCAGUAAUCUUAAAUUAUGUUAGAAACUAUCUGCUUUUGUAGCUAUGUUGUUACUUUUCAAGCCAGAGGAAAACUAUACAUAUAAUAUAAAGUUGUCCCAACAUGAAAAUCUUCCCUUACAUCUUUGGUUUGUAAUUGGAAAAUUGGAAACCAGAUGGAGAGUUUGAAUGCAGAUCCUCAAUUCUGCGUUCCUUUCAUUGCCCCACCCUACCUUCUGAAGGAUGAAGGAAUGAUAACCUAUUUCAUUUGUUUAUAAGCAGAACUAAACUAGUAAUAAAAUUUUAGGGAAAGUUUCCUAGUCUAGGCCUAGAGGUUUUAAAAAUGCUGAAUUUCAUUUCAUGUGUAGACAUUUCUGUGACAAAUUACCACUCAGUUUGGAUACCACUCAGUUCAUCUCAUCCAAAUUCAGUUUUCCACGUAGGGGCUGGAGUUUACGACUUCCAAAAACACUUUCAAAGAUACCUAACAAACCAGAAAGUUAAGUGAACAGAAAAGGCCUUUUGUGAUCCAGAGGUGUCAAGUUCUGUCCUGUGAGACCCUUAGGAGCAGUCUUAUUUAAUAUUCUGUCUUGGGUGAGACUAAAUCUGGAGUACAAUUAGGUACAAAUGAUUCCCCAGAAUUGCUUGCUUUAUUUGAAUUUAUACCACUAUUUCUAUACCAAUCACUGUAUUUUACAGAAUUAGAACUUCAAAUAGUGUGAAUUCCUAUUACAUAUGGCCACUUCAUGGGAUUCAUUAUGGGGUUAAUUAGGACUUGAUCAUAAUAUUCAGUUUGGCAUUCUACAUUUUAAGGAGGAGGAUAAGCUGGAAUGUCUGGAAGAAGGCAAUCAGGAGUGUUGAAGGACUUCAAGCACAUACACUAUAUAUAUAUGUCAUAUUUAAAUAAACAUUUGUCAGGUGGGUCCCUCAGCACAGUCUUCAUGCAAAGCUGGAUAAAAGCUUUUUUACUUAGGUAUGGGUUGGAACAUAAGGCCUCUGAAAUCCUUUUCAAUACUGCAAUACUAAUACUCUACCAUGAGUAGCUGGUAUCUGAAAUCAUGAAGCACCUGAUUUAACUGUAUUAAAAAUGAAGCAAUGUUUCUCUAUUAGCAAGUAAAAUAAAACUCUGCUUUUAUUGGUAUGGGCACUCUCUUUACAGAUGGAGAUCACAACCCUUCUAUGACUUAGUAGAUGGUGCUAAUGUAUUGAUGUGGCUCAAAAAAUCUUAUCCACCUCGAGGCCAAGUCUUGUAUUAUAAGCCUCUCCAUUCUAACUUGUGGGAAAACACGUGCGGGUAGUAUGUGUGUAUCAUUUGUUGUUACAAAUAAAGAAUGGCUCAGGAUCUGGAUGAGUUUGUGUGAAAAGUUGCCAUGGCCUCAAAUAACCAGAAUCUCUCCAUCCCUCACUGAAGCAAGCAUCAGCAGUUUUAGCAGAGGUGUUUUAGAUGUCACCAAGUAAAAUCUGUUCAGGAAGGAAAAUAGGUUUGUACCAGUUUGGAUAUUUGGCUACAUGGUUUUUUACUGAGUACUCCCCACUCAGAUGAAAAUGAGAAGUUUUCUAGACUGAAGCUGCUAGAAAAAAUGAAUUUAUUUGGAAAUAUCAGUGUUCAUGUUUGACAACAAAUCAAUUUAAACAAAGCUAGUCUUUUCCAUGACCUAAGAAUAUCUACUAAAGUGGCAAACUGUCUAAUGGGAAACAGUUUAAAGUUGUUUAGUUUACAUGUUUAUAAUUAUUUCCAAGAGAAAUAGAUAAUCAUUAAUAAAAAUUGUUAUAUGUUCAGAAUAA